This is a messenger RNA of Gymnogyps californianus (California condor), 999 nucleotides long. RefSeq names its product clavesin 1 (gene CLVS1). NCBI's taxonomy places the organism in Eukaryota, Metazoa, Chordata, Aves, Accipitriformes, Cathartidae. Gene Ontology annotation, molecular function: phosphatidylinositol bisphosphate binding. The coding region runs from base 1 to 999 and encodes 332 amino acids. Gene Ontology annotation, cellular component: membrane. The record is from RefSeq and is a predicted model, not a curated record. The transcript is spliced from 5 exons.
AUGACCCAUUUACAAGCUGGACUUAGUCCAGAGACUAUAGAGAAAGCCCGCCUGGAACUGAAUGAAAACCCAGACAUUUUGCAUCAGGAUAUCCAGCAAGUCAGGGACAUGAUCAUCACGAGGCCUGACAUUGGGUUUUUACGUACAGAUGAUGCCUUCAUCUUGAGAUUUCUCCGAGCCAGAAAGUUUCACCAAACUGAGGCCUUCAGACUGCUGGCUCAGUACUUCCAGUACCGCCAAUUAAACCUGGAUAUGUUCAAAAACUUCAAGGCUGAUGAUCCAGGAAUCAAACGGGCUCUGACAGAUGGGUUCCCGGGAGUACUGGAAAAUCGCGAUCACUGUGGCAGGAAGAUUCUUCUGCUUUUUGCAGCCAACUGGGAUCAGAGUAGGAACUCCUUCAUAGAUAUCCUUCGGGCUAUCCUACUGUCCUUGGAAGUGCUCAUCGAAGAUCAGGAGCUUCAGAUAAAUGGCUUCAUUCUAAUUAUAGAUUGGAGCAACUUCUCCUUCAAGCAAGCUUCCAAGCUUACGCCGUCUAUCCUCAAACUGGCCAUUGAAGGGUUACAGGACAGCUUUCCUGCCCGUUUUGGAGGAGUCCAUUUUGUCAACCAGCCCUGGUACAUCCAUGCCCUGUACACACUAAUCAAACCGUUCCUCAAAGACAAGACAAGGAAAAGGAUCUUUCUUCAUGGUAACAACCUGAACAGCCUUCACCAGCUAAUACACCCUGAAUGCCUGCCCUCUGAAUUCGGGGGGACUCUUCCUCCGUAUGACAUGGGGACAUGGGCUCGAACGUUACUCGGUCCCGACUACAGCGACGAAAACGAGUACACCCACACCUCCUACAACGCCAUGCAUGUGAAGCACGCGUCCUCCAACUUGGAGCGGGAGGCCUCACCCAAACCCAUGAAAAGGUCCCAGUCGGUGGUGGAAGCUGGCACGCUGAAACACGAAGACCAGGGGGAAAGCGAGAACACCCAGCCGCUGCUGGCUCUGGACUGA